This is a messenger RNA of Mycena indigotica, 1398 nucleotides long. RefSeq lists its product as uncharacterized. The record is from RefSeq and is a predicted model, not a curated record. Lineage: Eukaryota; Fungi; Basidiomycota; Agaricomycetes; Agaricales; Mycenaceae. Bases 1 to 1398 code for a protein of 465 amino acids. The transcript has a single exon.
AUGGACUACCUGCACAUGGUACCUGCAGAGCUAUGGCAUGCAUGCUGGAGCUUCUCCGACCCGCAAAUGCUUUGCGCGAUCAGCCUCACGUGCAAAAUCUUUUGCGACAUUGCUCAGCUGUUGUUAUUUCGCGACCUUGAAGUCGUCGUCCCGCAUGGCGGUCCGUCAACCGCGUCGAUGGCCCCCUUCAGAGACCUGUUGUCUCACCCGCGGCUGCCUUUGCUUGCACGCUCGUUUCGCUUUGAUUGGCAAAGCAGAAUAUCCGCCACGCGGGAGCAUACCAUGGCGUCGGUGCAGUAUCAGCUCGUCAUAGAGAGCUUAACACUGUUCCAAAAUCUAAUUCUCCUCCAUAUCGAUUCCGUCAUUGGGGACGACACCCUUGCCGGGCACUUGCGACGGGCUAUCGACUCCCUCCCUCGCCUCCGCAAAUUGGAGAUUGUGAAUUGUACAUUGAAUAAUGGGGAUAUACUUUCCCUCGACCAGUGCAAUAUCACCAUGGAUCGCUACCUCCAGCCAUCCGCAAUCUUCGAGGGAAUGAAUCUGGUCGAUGCAUCGACUAUCUCAGAGCUAGCUCUUCGAGGAGACCAGUUUAAUGCUCAAGACAUCAUUCAGAGCUUACUGGAACAGCUGCCAACUCUUCCGAGGCUUUUAGUUCUGAAGUUGGACCUCUCCAGGCGAUUAUCAGGUCCACUUAUAAGCGGACUAUUGAAGCGCACCCCAUAUGUUCGAAAGCUGUGCUUACGGUGCCUUCCACGGGUGAAUCUGCCUGAAUUCUUUGCUGUAUUACUCGAGAAGCGCGCUCCAGUAGACUGGCCCCGAUACAACCAAAACAUAGCCCUGGAACCUGUCGACUUGAUCGACCUGCGCGACCUCCGAUGUCCCGCCGAACUAGCCACCUCCAUCCUCCCCGGGCGGCCGAUCCAAUCUCUCACAAUUUAUCAACCGCUCCUACCCCAACCUAGUUCUGCGACCCAUACUGUGAAUAUACCUUUUGCGGUAUCGAUCUUGCACUUACCCGCAAUGCGAUGCCAAACCCUGCACUCCUUCCGGAUAAAACAGUCCUUGAGCUUCCCACAGUUUUCGGAGACACUGGAAGCCGCACAAUUGGCCUUCCCGCAGCUGCAGCACUUGCGUCUGGCGCUAGAUGCUGGAGUCAGCGCCGAAUCGUUGCUCGAGCGCGUAUUAGCACAUGAGUUCUUGCUUCCGCGACAACUCCGCACGCUCAGGAUCUCACUUCCCGGACUCCGUGCUACGCCGAGCGAGCGACAUCCAGAUUUUGUCAAGCAGAUUGCCGUUGAUUUGGCGCGCCAACAGGGGAGUGGGGCAUUGUCCUUUGUAGCGUUAGAGGGUAGUGGUAUCCAGCUGAAUUAUUCGCUGCGCAAAGGAGAGGCUGAGUAG